AUGGCACCCAACAUCCGAAAAUCUCACCCCCUACUAAAAAUUAUCAACAACUCCCUAAUCGACCUACCCGCCCCCUCCAACAUCUCUGCUUGAUGAAACUUCGGUUCCCUGCUAGCAGUAUGCCUUAUUACUCAAAUCCUCACUGGCCUCCUAUUAGCCAUACAUUACACCGCAGAUACCUCCCUAGCCUUCUCUUCCGUAGCCCACACAUGUCGAAAUGUGCAGUACGGCUGACUCAUCCGAAAUCUCCAUGCAAACGGCGCCUCAUUCUUUUUCAUCUGCAUCUUCCUCCAUAUCGGACGCGGCCUCUAUUACGGCUCUUACCUGUACAAAGAGACAUGAAACACUGGAGUCGUCCUACUCCUCACACUCAUAGCAACCGCCUUCGUAGGAUAUGUCCUUCCAUGAGGACAAAUAUCAUUUUGAGGAGCUACCGUCAUCACAAACCUAUUCUCAGCAAUCCCCUACAUUGGACAAACCUUGGUAGAAUGGACCUGAGGGGGAUUCUCAGUUGACAACCCAACCCUCACCCGAUUCUUCGCCCUACACUUUCUCCUUCCCUUCGUAAUCACAGGCAUCACCAUCACUCACCUCAUAUUCCUACACGAAUCAGGCUCAAACAAUCCACUAGGCAUCUCAUCCAACUCCGACAAAAUUCCAUUCCACCCUUACUACUCCCUCAAAGACAUCCUAGGCUUAGCACUGAUACUCACCCCAUUCCUUACAUUAGCCCUAUUCUCACCAAACCUUCUAGGCGACCCAGAAAACUUCACCCCAGCAAACCCACUAGUAACCCCUCCUCAUAUUAAACCAGAAUGAUACUUCUUAUUCGCCUACGCCAUCCUACGCUCAAUCCCAAAUAAACUCGGAGGCGUCCUAGCAUUAACAGCCUCAGUACUAAUUCUCCUUCUCCUCCCCUUCCUUCACAAAUCCAAACAACGAACUAUAACCUUCCGCCCACUUUCCCAAGCCCUAUUCUGGCUAUUAGUUGCUAACCUUCUUAUCCUAACCUGAGUAGGAAGCCAACCAGUAGAACACCCAUUCAUCGUCAUUGGCCAAAUAGCAUCACUUUCAUACUUCACCAUUCUACUCAUCCUCUUUCCUGCAAUCGGAACCCUAGAAAACAAAAUACUUAACUUCUAG
Messenger RNA from Phasianus colchicus (ring-necked pheasant), 1143 nucleotides. NCBI's taxonomy places the organism in Eukaryota, Metazoa, Chordata, Aves, Galliformes, Phasianidae. The record is from the annotation of a RefSeq genome assembly.